Entrophospora sp. SA101 is the source of this 144-nucleotide messenger RNA. The record is from the annotation of a GenBank genome assembly. Lineage: Eukaryota; Fungi; Glomeromycota; Glomeromycetes; Entrophosporales; Entrophosporaceae.
AUGUCAACAUUUGGAGGAAUUGAAAAGGAAUUGGAAGAGGCGAAAAAGAGAUUGGAAAAGGUUGAGAAAAGAAGAAUAAGAGCAGCAACUUUAAUAGCAUGCAUACGAACCAAAUCCUUAGCAUUAUUAGAAACUGUUGACUAA